UUGGUAACAGACACCAGACGGAGCAGCAUGUUACUCGAAGACCAGAGAUACAUUCAUGAGGACCUUGAGCGGCUCGAACAGGGCAUCGCUGAUCGCAUGGGCGAGGAGCCCAAGCACAUCCGCGAUCGCCUUAACCGAGACCACGAGGUGGCACAGUUACUCGACCAAAUUCAACGCCAAUCUGCAGAGCUACUACCGCUCUACGAGGACAAGUUCGGGCUUAGAUCUAAAGAGAUCCUUCAAAUCAGCACGGGCGAUCCUUUCGAGGAGUUCUAUCGCCAAGUAUCCAAGAUCAAGGAGCACCAUGCGCGGUAUCCCAACGAGCAAGCAGAGAACUCGGAGCAAUGGUAUCGACCGCGCAAGGGAGGCGACGACCAACCCUACAUCGUUGAGAACAUGUUCUCGGGCGAAGAGGCAUACGGACGGUUCUUCGACUUGCACGAAUGCCACGAGUCGUACCUGAACCUUCCAAAUACGAAGCGACUCGGGUACCUGCAGUACCUCGAAGUUUUCGACAACUUCCAGCCGGGAUAUGGCGGGGUGAAACGGGCGGACAAGUUGACAGACCAGUACUUCAAGUACCUCGGCGAGCUGAUGGAAUACCUGGAGUCGUUCAUGCGCCGAACGCGGCCACUGGAAAACCUUGAUGAGGUUUUCAGCGGCUGGCAGCAAGAGUUUGAGACGGCAUGGGAGAAGGAUGAAGUGCAGGGCUGGCAGAGGGACAAGGCGGCGAAGACCACUGCACCCGAAAGGACGCUAAGUACCAGCGAAGCAGUCUGGUGCGAGGCAUGCGAGAAGGAAUUCAAGAACCCCAAUGUCCACAAGGGCCAUCUGAACGGCCGGAAACACAUAAAGGCGGCGGAGCUUCUCGCGCAGCGGCAAAGUGCGCAGGACGCCAACGCCAACGGCACAACCACAACAUUCGCGCAUCGACUAAAAGAACGAGCAGUGGCCGAGCGCGAGUUCCGUAUCAAGAAGCUGACUGGCGCUAUGAACAUUGAGCGGGACGACACGCGAGUGAACGUGGAGCGCCGACAGGGCAUGACGGAGAGGGAACGGCAACAGGAGCUGGAAAACCUGUAUAACAUGACUUCUGGGGCGCAAAACAGAGAGGCAGAUGAGGGGGAGAAGGACGAGGGAGAGGAUAAGCUCUACAAUCCCUUGAAGCUCCCCCUCGCCUGGGACGGCAAGCCGAUCCCAUUCUGGCUGUACCGGCUGCACGGUUUGGGACAAGAGUUUCCCUGCGAGAUUUGCGGCAAUUUCGUCUACCGGGGCCGGCGAGCCUUCGACAAGCACUUCAACGAGACAAACCACAUUACCAACCUCAAGCGGCUGGGCAUCACCGACGCGUAUCUGUUCCGGGACAUCACCUCUAUCGAAGAGGCUGUCAGGCUGUGGGACAAAAUCCAGCGGGAUAAGAGCAAGGGCCACAUCGACGACGGCGCAAUCGUCCAGAUGGAGGACGCCGAGGGUAACGUGAUGCCCGAGAAGGUGUAUCUCGACUUGCAGAAGCAGGGCCUGUUGUAGUCUGGAUGAACUGGAAACUGUACAUUAGGGAGAGCAACGUGGUUUGGCUGAUAUCCUCGUAAAAUUUCCACUGGCUGGCAUGGUUGUUCGUCUCGACGUCGAGAUUUUACUUGCAGCAGCCAUACUGGGCAUACUCGAUCAGAUGCUGGCGAUGUUCUUGGCAUAUGUCAAAUGCCAAGCAGGGCUGCGAAUUCUCGGAUAACUCCUACCCGGCCAUGGAAAAUGAGAACGGGCUGUGAAAUGUCAAAUUCCAAAAGUCUUCCAC
This is a messenger RNA of Parathielavia appendiculata, 1792 nucleotides long. RefSeq lists its product as uncharacterized. Gene Ontology annotation, biological process: mRNA splicing, via spliceosome. Bases 28 to 1527 code for a protein of 499 amino acids. The record is from RefSeq and is a predicted model, not a curated record. Lineage: Eukaryota; Fungi; Ascomycota; Sordariomycetes; Sordariales; Chaetomiaceae. The transcript has 2 exons. Gene Ontology annotation, cellular component: nucleus; spliceosomal complex. Gene Ontology annotation, molecular function: RNA binding; zinc ion binding.